AUACACAUGGAAAACCAGGUAUAAAAUAAAAACCUAUAUCUGGUUUACACAGAUUAAUGUGUAACACAUUAAAUUAGACAGGGCUUCAGAGGAAGCUAACAAAAAGAUGGCGGGAGCACACUUCAUAAAUUUGGAGGAAACAAUUGAAGUAAAUGAGAAACUACAAGAGAGUGAAGAAGAGGAGCAAGAUUUCAAUGACAAAGCAGAGCUCAAGAGAAAACUCCAGUGCGCUGAGACCAGCUACAGACAGGAGAGGGAGCUCCAUGACCACAUGUCUGAGCAUGGACUGACAGUCCAGAGGCUAAUAAAUGAGACAGCAGCUGAGAAUAAGUACCUCACUGGCAAAAUGAAAGAGUAUCAACAGCAGAUGGCAAAUAUAAGAAAAAUGUGGGAGGGUGAGGAUGAAGAAGCCCUGCGACAGGAGCUUCUGUCUAAGGAUGAAGGCAUUAUUAAGAACCAGUUGAUUUACAUAAGGGAGAUGGAGAAGGUGAAUCAGAGGCUGAGGGAGAAAAAUGAGGAUCUGACUGUGAAACUGGAUGCACUCUCCAAGAUAUCACUCAGAUAUCAGGAAGAUAUUCAAACUCUGAGUACAGCUGAACAGGAAUAUAAGCACAAACUGGAGGAAGUUCAUGGAGUCCUGUGUAGUAAAGAUGAUGAAAUAGAGAAGAAAUACAAGACCUUGACUGAAAAAUAUAAUGAAAUUAAGGAGUAUUUCGACACCAUUAAGGACCUCAGACAGACGCAAAGAGAACUUCAAGAGGAGCUGAGCAGCAGACAGCAGGAACACAUAUUAGCUUAUGAGGAGUCCAAGCAAUUAAGUGAGCAGCCACAUGGCUCAUCAGCAAUGGAUGAUGAUAAGCAAAAAGAUGAGAGCCCCCUGAUGACCGAAAGCUGGUGGCGUGGUUGUGCCAAAGCCCUGUGGAAAGCAGUCAAGAUAGCAGCAGACAUCACUCUUUGUGCCUUACUCUCUGUCGGUAUUAUGAUCUCCAUGACACCUAGCUGCAGCUGUCCGAAUCCUAACUGCAAACUCUGGGACCUGGUUUUUGACUUGCUGAAUACCUACAGCGAGCUCCAUUACACACACCCUCCUGUUUAUUAAGAUCUAGUUCGACCUGGGUUCUAUGAUGUCCACUCCACUGAAAACUACAGCCUGAGCCUCUUGCAAGAUAUUCCUCCCCAGGAGCUUCCUCCUCAAACCAGCAGUAGAGUUAACCAAUUGGUAAUUUUUUAAAACAAAAGAAUAAAUAAAUUUUAAAGCUUCUACUUUGUUGUCUCAUUCUUAAAUUGCAGAAGAUACAUAAUGUAGUUUGUCUGUAUUUAUAGGAUUAUUUCAUAAUUUUGUAUUAGAACACUUUGGGUCUCCAUAAUAACUUGACAGAAUAUUUUGAAGCAUUUUUAGAUGUCAUUUUUGGCAUUUUGUUGUAUUACUAUGGUAAGGUUAAAGGUGUGUAAAUAAUAGGUUCAAUCUGGAGAUGAGUCAACAUCUGCUUUCUUUGUUAGCUAGAAACUGCAAUUCUCUUUUAUUUGCUGCAUGCGCUGUG
Messenger RNA from Lates calcarifer (barramundi perch), 1541 nucleotides. RefSeq names its product interaptin. The record is from RefSeq and is a predicted model, not a curated record. NCBI's taxonomy places the organism in Eukaryota, Metazoa, Chordata, Actinopteri, Centropomidae. The coding region runs from base 107 to 1099 and encodes 330 amino acids. The transcript has 11 exons.